UCUUGUGUUUCUUGAGUCAGGGUCUCCCUUGCUGAUUCGGCUAGGCCGACUGGUCUGUGAGCCCUAGAUGUCUGCAUGUCUCCACCAUCCCACUGCCACCACACCCAGUCUUUGGCAUGGGCAUUGGGGAUCAAAUUCAGUAAAGCAUGGCAAACGUGGCACCUGAACCUUCUCUUUAGUCGCCGGGAAUGCGUUUCUCCUGUGUUCCCUGUCCACAGUGCAUCUCAUCACACCGCACUUUAGCUCAGGCUGCUUUGCAGCACCGUUCCUGGCUUCUGAGAGGGGUGUUCCAGGAGGACAGGCUCCUGUGUGCAGGUGCUCUCAAGUUUCUGCUUGCACCAUGCUUGCUAGUGCCUGUCUGGUAAGUGUAAGUCAUAGGGCGGAGUGUGGAAGGGCCUUCGCCAGGGCACAAAUCCCAGGAGAUAUAGUUGACUGGGGUCAAACACUGUAUGUUUGUCACAGCGUCAAGGAAGGGAGAGUGAACAUAAGGUACGCCAUUCUUUGCUCUGGUGGAUUGGAGCUGAACAGUGUUUUUUCAUGUCGCAAGCACCAAAGCCAGUGUAGUUCAUGGCCAGAGAAGUAGAAUGAAUGUGGAAAUAUCGGCGUGUAUUGCAUGUUAAAAAUCUACAUUUACGUCCAGUGAAAGGUGUGUUUUAUGUUCCUGGCUUGAGCACAUCUGAGUUUCGAUGCUUUGAUUCUAUGGCAGAAUUAAGUGGUGGAUGUCCUGCUGACCCUCUUCCAUGUGAGGAGCUGUGUGAUGGGGACACAUCUUGUCCCCAGGGACACAAAUGCUGCAGCACUGGCUGUGGCCACGCCUGCCGAGGAGACAUUGAGGGAGGGCGGGACGGCCAUUGUCCCAGAAUUCUGGUGGGCCUGUGUAUUGUCAGCUGCAUGGUGGAUGAGAACUGUCAGCCUGAGGAAAAGUGCUGCAAGUCAGGCUGUGGCCGCUUCUGCGUCCCCCGACUCCAGCUGCCCCAGCUGCCCGCAGACUCCAACCUCACCGAUGGGUCUACAUCCCAGCCAGAGUUUCAAGCACCCUAGCUGUUCUGACUUGUCUGGAAUCUUCUGGGAGCCAAGAAGGGGUGAUGUCCUGGGGCUUGUGACACUCCCACGGAUAUCAGGCCUUCUCCUCUUUGCUUCUGCUGCCUGGAGCACACGGCACAGCCCUGGGGACAGGUGCUUCUCUUUCCCAAUAAAAGACUGGCAUGGA
Messenger RNA from Onychomys torridus (southern grasshopper mouse), 1210 nucleotides. It is a transcript of the gene Wfdc3, whose product is annotated as WAP four-disulfide core domain 3. The record is from RefSeq and is a predicted model, not a curated record. The transcript has 3 exons. Gene Ontology annotation, cellular component: extracellular region. Gene Ontology annotation, biological process: antibacterial humoral response; innate immune response. NCBI's taxonomy places the organism in Eukaryota, Metazoa, Chordata, Mammalia, Rodentia, Cricetidae. Gene Ontology annotation, molecular function: peptidase inhibitor activity. Bases 589 to 1041 code for a protein of 150 amino acids.